AUGGGAAAGAAACAACAUCAAAAGGACAAGUUGUAUCUUACAACAACUGAAUGGAAGGAGAUUGGCGGUCACAAGGAUGAUACCGGCACUCGCCUUCAGCGUGCUCAAUUCAAGCGUCUCCCUCUCACGCACUGUUCGCUUUCUUUGAUCCCAUUCGAAGAUCCUGUUUGUACACGAUCGGGAGAAAUUUUUGACCUGACGCACAUCAUUCCAUAUUUGAAAAAGAAUGGCGUAAACCCAUGCACUGGAAAGAAAAUGAGCAGUAAAGAUCUUAUCCACUUGAAAUUCGACAAGGAUGAGCAAGGGAGGUUCCGUUGCCCUGUGACGUUCCGUGGUUUCACUGAUCAUACGCAUGUUGUGGCUAUUGCAACAACUGGGAAUGUUUUCUCUUAUGAAGCCGUACAGGAAUUGAAUUUGAAAGCCAAUCACCUCAAAGAUCUCCUUACUGAUACUCCUUUUCAAAGGAGUGACAUAAUCGUUCUCCAGGAUCCCAAAUUUUUCAUUCGACGCAUGAAUAACGAGACGAAGGAGGCGUUGGAGCAGCUUAAGAAGGAUUAUAUCCCGAAAAAGAUUGAUGCUGUGGCUGAGGAGACAGCAGACGAAAUUAACGCGGCGCACUACAGUCAGGGACAUGUUGCUGCUGGUUUUACGUCCACCACCAUGGCGCCUAUAACAAAGCAGAAGGCAGCUGUACUCACAGAUGAAGCUGUCAGAUACUCCCGUGUGAAGAAAAAUGGCUACGUACGUAUCGUUACAAAUCAUGGAUCUUUGAAUCUUGAACUGUAA
Ostertagia ostertagi is the source of this 786-nucleotide messenger RNA. NCBI's taxonomy places the organism in Eukaryota, Metazoa, Nematoda, Chromadorea, Rhabditida, Trichostrongylidae. The record is from the annotation of a GenBank genome assembly.